Molecule: messenger RNA, 2554 nt
Organism: Saccoglossus kowalevskii
Lineage: Eukaryota; Metazoa; Hemichordata; Enteropneusta; Harrimaniidae
Product: leucine-rich repeat-containing G protein-coupled receptor 5-like
Molecular function (GO): protein binding
Source: RefSeq, a predicted model, not a curated record
AAAUUUAGAUGCCAAUAAAAUAAAAGAAGUUCCUGCUACAAGUUUCCAGGGACUAAUCUCUUUGAAGUAUUUAUGGUUGGCUGCAAAUUAUAUGAAUGACGUCCCUACAGAAGCUUUGAGCCUGUGUCACUCAUUGGAAGCACUUACUUUGGCGUUGAAUAAUAUAUCAUUAAUUAAAGACUAUGCAUUCAUCAAUAUGACAAAAUUGAAUGCACUACUUCUUCAAGAAAACAUUAUCAGAAUUCUUGGAGAUCAUGCCUUUGAUGGAUUGGAUCACUUAACACAUCUGGACUUGAACCUGAAUCAAAUAACGGAGUUUCCCGUGGCUCUUUCUGUAUUGAGUCGUUUGAAAGAAUUAGAUUUACAGCGCAACCGAAUAUCAUAUAUUCGAGACAAUGCAUUCAGUGGUAAUCCGGAACUAAAGAUAGUAGAGCUUCUUGGUAAUUCCAUUCGUUCAGUUGGAAAAUAUGCCUUCUCCAAUAUGCCAAAGCUUGAGAAAUUAGCAUUAUCAACCGCAAAAGACUUGAAAGAGUUUCCUGAUUUAACUGGUACAAGUAGUAUAUCUGGCUUGCACCUUGAUCGUUGCUCUAUCCAAUCAGUUCCUGAUGACCUGUGUAUUCAAUUACCUAACUUGAAAAGCCUGGAUCUUCACUCAAAUCCAAUACAAACCAUACCCAAUCUGUCAGAAUGUAAUGAACUUCGAAUAAUUAAUCUGGGUGGUACUGCUAUUACAUCAUUGGAAGGCAAGCCAUUUAUUGGAUUAUUCAAACUACGUGAUUUAACCUUGAAUAACAAUUACAUCACCAUUAUACCGGAAGAUGCCUUUGUUGGCCUGACUGAUCUCCAAUACCUCGAUUUGCAACGAAGUGCAAUUGAAGAGAUUCACCCAAAUGCAUUUGCUCCACUGAAACAUCUGGAAAAUUUAAACUUAUCAGAAAACAAGUUCCGUGUAUUACCAACAGUUGGCCUCAAAAAACUUGUAUUUUUGAAGACGCAAGGUACAGAGACUCUUCAUGACUUUCCAUCAGCCAAAUCAUUCCCCCAGAUUACUCGUCUAUACCUGGAGUAUGAAUACCAUUGCUGUGAGUUCCUGCAGAUGGAGGAGGAGAGUGAAGACCCACUUUCUGCAAUUACUGAAAGCUUUGAGUGGUUAAGUUCUCAUGCAGAAAUAACAGAUAAUGUAUCAUUGGAACACUUCACGGAUAUCUCUGAUGUCAUGAACAUUGACUAUAAUUAUAAUAUGGAAAAUGACAAUAUAGAGUUGGACUCAGACUUUUAUAAUGAUGAUUUUACUAUUGGCGACUUUGAAGAUAUAUCUGCCUACAAUAAUAAUCCUAUUGAGUGCCUACCUUAUCCUACUCCAUUUACACCAUGUGAUGACUUAUUUGGUUGGUGGGCUUUAAGAUGUGGUGUCUGGGUUGUAUUUUUGCUAGCUUUGUUUGGCAACGGUACUGUCAUCUUUGUCAUCGUGGUAAGCCGAACAAAAAUGUGCGUGCCAAGAUUUCUGAUCUGUAACCUGGCUUGUGCUGACUUCUGCAUGGCAAUCUACCUUGGGUUUUUAGCCAUCAUUGAUGCAUCCACUCUUGGUGACUUUAAAAAACAUGCUGUGAUCUGGCAGCACAGUUCAGGUUGUCAGAUUGCUGGUUUCCUGGCUGUUUUAUCCAGUGAACUGUCUGUUUUCACUCUUGCUGUCAUCACUAUGGAGCGAAAUUAUGCCAUCACCCAUGCUAUGCACCUUAAUAAACGAUUAUCAUUAAAGACGGCUAGUAUUGUAAUGGCAGGUGGGUGGCUGCUUUCACUCUUCUGUGCUACUCUUCCAUUGGUUGGAUUCAGCAGUUAUACCAAGUUUGCUAUUUGUCUACCUUUUGAGACUAGUCCUGCAAGAUCGCUUGGCUUCGUGAUGGGUAUCAUGACUCUCAAUGCUCUUGCGUUUGUUAUCAUUGUUGGUUGUUAUUUGAAAAUGUACUGUUCAAUUCUUGGUUCGCAAGCCUGGAACUCCAAUGACUCAAGAGUUGCGAAAAGAAUGGCUUUGCUAGUAUUUACUGACUUUGCCUGUUGGGCACCCAUAGCAUUCUUCAGCAUUACAUCAAUGUUUCACACGCCACUGAUAUCACUAGAUGGAGCUAAAGUCUUGACCAUCUUUGUUCUCCCACUCAAUUCAUGUGCCAAUCCCUUCCUAUAUGCUAUUUUCACCAACCAGUUCAAGAAGGAUUGUUCAAUGAUCUGUCGCCGACUUGAAGAGCGUUCUGUGCUCACCUCGAGAAGUGUUAUAAAAAUGAGCAAUAGUCGAAACCAGUAUUCAUCAAGCGUCCAAUCGUCAAGAAGACUAUCUGUAAAUGACAAAAACCACCAUUCGAAUAGUAAUGAAUCCGUCCCUACCAAUUGCAACUAUCAGCAACUGGCAGUUAAACAGAACAAUGAUUACCAGUCUUCUCUUCCUUUUAAGGAUGACAAAGACACAUGUGAGAAUCUUUUGGAGAGUAUUAAGAGUUUUGGUGACAUCCCCCUUGUUAUGCAGAAAAACAACUGUCAAGAGUCUGAUGGAGAUUGUUGA